AGCGCCAACCAUAGCUCCGUCCCCAUCGUAAGAUAUACCUCCUACCUUCGUCUCCUUCCUCCUUCCGAUUUUCCUCCCUCUUCUUCCUCGGAAAGUGAGGAAAACGACGACGAUCUAACCCUCUCUCCUCUUUCUCCCUCUUGUCCCUCGUCCUCCUCUCCGACAUCGCCAUGAGUUUCAUCACGGAGCGGGUUCUUGACGCACAGCUGCGGCAGCCACGUGGCCACAUCUCAGAGAUCCGGCAAGUUUGUCACCCUCGGCUCAAUACGGAUCUCCGCCGUUUGAUGCGAUUCUUCUACGACGAAGGUAUCUGUGCCGCCGCCGCGUUCCGGAUAGAAGGAAGCCCUCACGCGAUAGUAUUCGCGGAGGUUACUGCAGUUCAUCAGCGAGCGGGUCCCAGAACGAGCCACGUCACCACAGUGGUGGGAUUCACCGGCGACCUCAGCUCGGUCAAUCCGCUGCGGCAUACCUCGAUCUUGGCCUCGCUGCGCGAGUGGACGGAGCAAGUGUCCAACGUGUGGCACGUCCUCGACUGGGAGGAGUAUAACAUCAUCCCGAUCUUUGCAUCGGAUCUUGACGUCCUUCUUAUCCAUCCUGGACAUUGGCGAUUGUGGCGCGAAACUUUUGAGGAGCUGUCCUUUUGCUUGGCCAGAGUACAAGUGAAGUGGACGGGCACUAUCGAGCACCCCACGUGGAUCGAGAAACUGGAGCUGCUGAUCAUACAAGGUUGGAGGACUAACGUGGAAGGAGAUCUUAUUGGAUUCCUCUUUGGAUCGGUACGACCGGGUCACCGUCAGUUGAUUGCACAGGAGCUCAUCGCACCGAUCGUACAAUUGGCGGAUGAUCUCUCACCCGGUAUCUACUUUCAGAGCGACAAUAGUCCUGCUCCGUACGUUUUCGAGCGAUCCUUGGAUCCGUACCUUCAGUGGACUUCGUGCGUGGAGGAACCUAGGGACGAGGAUACCCUACCAACGCGGCACGAGUAUUUGAAGCCGUACGAGAUCAUCCCUUACGCCUUCUAUCCAAGGGCAGAGGAAGUGGUGAUCAACGACGACAACGAAGAAGAAGACAACGACGAGGAAACAUCGGAGGAGGGAAGCUAUAGUGAACAUAGAGAGGGCAAGCUGAGUGAGGAGGAAAAGGAAGAAGAAGGAACCGUAUCCGAGUGGGAAGCCCCGACGGAGGAAGCGACGCGUACGGGAACGGAGGCGAAAGAUCCGGAAGCAGCGCGAAGGCGCGAAGAGAUUGCCUCCGGAAAGCGCCAGCUGGAGUUCGCUAGAGAGGCUAGCCUACGCAUCGGUAGCGGUCCGACCAGGGAUCCAGAGCCGCCGAGGCCCGAAGAUGGCGACCCUGCAGCCGCCACCUCAAGUACCGCGUGACGGAGACGGUGCCAAUCCCCCUCCUUCUCUAGCCCCACCCGUCCCCCAGUUCACCCACGUACCAAUGCGGGCGAUAGGCCUUCGA
Messenger RNA from Chara braunii, 1464 nucleotides. The record is from the annotation of a GenBank genome assembly. NCBI's taxonomy places the organism in Eukaryota, Viridiplantae, Streptophyta, Charophyceae, Charales, Characeae.